CAAGAGCAGGCACGCGACUCAAGAACGGCCAGAAUCGCCGCAGCUUUCGUACGGAGCGCACGCCGACGUCACUCGCGGCUCACACCCGCCUCGCGAUACGCACGAGUGUUCAAAUUAUAUUUCAGUAAAGAAAUCAAAGUGCAUCAAAGUAUUUACCUGAAGCAAUCAUGCGGAACUUCGUACGAUCACUAGUAUUGCUGGUGUCUUUGGCGGCCACGUUCGCGGCCCCGGCGCCCGGCGCCAGCGCCAACUCCGACAGCCACCUAGACAAGGUGGAGCCGUCCACGCACGAGCUGCUCAGUUCCCUCGGCUUGAAGAAGCUGAGGAUACCCGCGGCGCACCACAGGAAACGCCUCGCCGAGCAGGGCAGGAGGCACGCUACCGGGGACUCCAGGAUGUACGUCAUCAAACUGCCUCCUAACACGAGCUACUACAGUCACGCGGAACCCGCCCCAGCCGCAGCAAGGACCCUGCCGCUACAAAUGACUAGUAAUGGCAAACCUGCCCGCGUCUACCAUUGGAACAUUCCAGUGCUACAAAAGUUCGCGAAAAACCGACCGCAAGCGAGGUUUGACGAUGACAUAGUGGACGUGGAGAGCACGCCGACAUGGCCCAAAGCGAUCAGUCAUCCGAACUCGCUCGACGCGCUGGCGUAUUACGUGCCGGCAAAGAAAAACUCUUUCAGAAAAUAUUUCUCCGGCAACGGCAAACCUAAGUCCUUCUACAUAAUCGAGAAGAAUAAGAAGGCCGCCGAGUAUCAUAAGUUAUUGCCUUAAUCGGAUUAUUACGUACGUUCCCGGUAGAUGUAAAAGUAAAAUGAUAUGCAAUCAAUUGAGUCUGAACCUUUCGAGUCGAUAGCUGAACAAAAUAUCGGUGAUCAUUCUUAUUUAUUUCAUUCUUGUAACACUCAUCCUUCAUAUUUGUAAAGCUUAAUGACCAUGUAAUUAUAUUAAGUAAGUACUUUAUAUAGUGACUGAUUUUAAGGGUUUUAAAUGUUCAGUGUUUUAACUCUUUUAGUCCCGUGCAAAAUAGACAAAGGGAUACUAGAGCAGUGAAGUCAUAUAGAAGAUGAUUCAAACCAGAGGUCAAUAGAAAAUGCAAAUCAUGAAAACUGCUGUGCUUCAUUCUUCAAACAUUCUUCUAAUUGGUCACUCGACAUAGUUGGUUGAGGAGCUCAAUCAUCGAAUGUGCAUAAUGUGACAGAUCAUUUAAAUGACACUGCAUUGUAUUGGAACAACAAUACGUGCUUAUUAAUCAGUGUCUGGAAUCUUAUGAUAUACUAAACAGAAGCAUGCUAUAAGUAUAGCAACAUACUUCCAAGAAACAAUGUAUUUCAAUGGCAAAAUGAAAAACUCAACACAACAUUCCAAGAGAGUGAAGUUCUAAUAGGAAACAAUUUAAGUUAACAGCAGUAAACAAAUAAUACAGCUGAUCUUGAUGUAAUAAUUUAGUUUCAGUAAAUAACAUAAGUAACUGCAACAGUUUUAGGAAAGUUUCAAAUGGCCUCAGCUGUAGAAUCAAAUCAAUAAAGUCCUGCAGAUUUUGAGGCCAUGAUACGCCAACGUUCCCACUAAUUUACUUCGUAUUUCUAAAGUUAGCCGUUUAACUCUUCGCUCAUUUGUUCGUACAGAUCUUAUCGAAAAACUUGGCUCUGAAGGUGGCUACGAUUAACAAGAUGAAUAAACAAAACACUAUUGACGAAACAUGCGUUCCCACUAAUUUACUUCGUAUUUCUGAAGAUGGCCAUUACUCUUCGCACAUUUGUUCGUACAGAUCUUAUCGAAAAAGUUUGCUCUGAAGGUGGCUACGAAACAAGAUGAAUAAACAAAACACUACUGACGAAGCAUGCGUGAGGCAUUAAAUGACUAACUUCAGAAAGGCAAAGUUUUAAGUGAUUUUUUGUAAAGACCAUUUGAGAUCAUAAGGCAUAAAAAAAAACCCAACAUAUCUAUAUUAUAUGUCUAGUAUAAUCUGUAAACUGCAUUGUAUAUAAAGGCGAGCUUCCGCGAUCUAGUUAUAAGUAAUCGAUAGGUGCUUAGACAUUAAAGUAAGACUGUGUCACGAAUUUAAAUUAUUAACUAGAUAGGUUUAUGCGUUUAUGUACGACGAACAAUAUUCUAUGGUUAAGUGACUUCUAACUUGUAAAGUGCACACAUUGAUCAUUUUUUUUUAACGACGUCAAAAAUCAUCAAAUGACCCCUCCCGCUGUGGGUUAGCAGCGGCGAGGGAGUGUCAGACUCUUACUGACUAAAAAGCGUCGUGUUCCGUCGUAGGCCUUUCAUGUGCCAGGGCCGCGGUAUCUCUUUCGAACAACCCGCAGCCCCGGCAGGUACACAUUGAUCAAGAGAAACAUAAAAAUGAUCUCUACUAUAUCUCAAGAUUUUUGUAUCCUGAAGUAUUUUACGUGUAUAAAGGAAUGGAUGAACUCUGUUUUAGUUAAAAAAAAAACCUAUUACAUCGAGGAGUCCCAAUUUUCGUUUCAUCUUUUGCUCAUAAUUAUUUUUAUCAAUGUGUGUAUUUUAGGAAAUGCAAACAAUCAACGAAUGAUUGAUUCCUAAAAUCAAUGUAAGACCUACGUAAGUUUUUUGCAUUUAUUAUACGUAACCUAUAUCUUUAGAACUUUGUCCAACUUUAGGAUACUUAUACAAGGCUGCCAUCUAGCGGAUUUUGUAUAGCCCUGCAUUGUCUUUUUUUUAAGGUGUAAGGGCCUUUAAAAAGGACACUAACAGUGUUAAGGAUUAUUCCAGGAUAAUUAUAUAUUGAAGGAUAGCCUCACUAAUGGGUCUCGGUAAAAGUUAAAAAUAAUUUAUUUGUACGUAUUUUUUUUAUUCUUGUCUGAUUACGUGGUGGCAGCCUCAAAAAACAUGUGCACUAUAUGUAAGCCAAUGCUAUUUUAGACUUAGCACCUAGAUCUGUAUUGAAGACUAUAUUAAUUAUAAUCUUAAUGUAAUUAGGCCAAGGCUAAGCCAUUGCUUUAACCGUUUAGACUCCUAAGUUGUUAUAUUAGAUGUAAGCAUAAUUAUUUUGUACAACAUACCUACUUAAUGUAAACUAGAACAAUAAAUAUUUUAUUAAAUUAU
Helicoverpa armigera (cotton bollworm) is the source of this 3080-nucleotide messenger RNA. RefSeq lists its product as uncharacterized. The record is from RefSeq and is a predicted model, not a curated record. The transcript is spliced from 2 exons. Lineage: Eukaryota; Metazoa; Arthropoda; Insecta; Lepidoptera; Noctuidae. The coding region runs from base 168 to 776 and encodes 202 amino acids.